AUGGGUGAUAUGAAAUACGGCAGAUUUGUGCCCAGUCCACCAUCUAAGGAACCGUGCUACCUAACCGAUCGGAUCUUUAAACCAUUUGUCGAAAACGAGUUAUUGAAAGAUGAAAUUUACUGUCAGUUGAUCAAACAGAUUACCAAAAAUCCGAAUCGGUAA
Echinostoma caproni is the source of this 162-nucleotide messenger RNA. NCBI's taxonomy places the organism in Eukaryota, Metazoa, Platyhelminthes, Trematoda, Plagiorchiida, Echinostomatidae. The record is from the annotation of a GenBank genome assembly.